CGGCAGCCGCGUGGACGCAACACCCUGGAGGCGAGGCCGGAAGGGACAAGCCUCCGGCCGCUCCAGCGCCUGACGAGCUCUCCUAACAAGUAACGCCGAUUCAUUACUGGCGAGAAGGCUGCAGGAUGCAGUGUACGUCCUGGACCAGGUGGCCGUAAAACUACUUCCAAGUGGGCCAUUGACAGGCUGCAGGGUCGUCAUCCGCACAAAAUCACAGGGCUGGGAUGCUCAGGGUCCCCUAAAAUUCCGCGCACGAGAGACUCGCCUGCGGAGCUCAUUAACAAUAGCCUGCCCAGCCCCGCAGAGCGUGCAGUCACUGGGAAGCGGCGGCGCCGGCCCAGGUGUUGCUAAUGACCGCAGGACUUCGAAAACCCUGAGAGCCUGGACGACCUCCUGGAUCCUUCCAGGAAUGUGCGCUUUAGGAGAAACAAUUCACAUUAAAAUACGCUGCUUUGAACUCAGUGCGACCGGGAAGGCAUCUUCCUGUCCCUUUCCCACCCCUCGGAAGGCCACCAGAACCCCAGGCUCACAAAGGUCACGUGAGCCGGGCAGCCUACUCACCACCCCCCUACGCGCCCGGCUUCCGAAGCGCUAGGGGCGCGCGCUGCUCCGCCCCGCGACUACAAGUCCCAUCUCUCCCCGCGCUCGCGCGCAUUACGCCGGAGCAAGAUGGCCGACGCGGCGGCCGCAACCGGGGCCGGCGGCUCCGGGACGAGAUCAGGAAGUAAGCAGUCCACCAACCCUGCUGAUAACUACCAUCUGGCCCGGCGGAGAACCUUGCAAGUGGUCGUGAGCUCCUUGCUGACUGAGGCAGGAUUUGAGAGUGCUGAGAAAGCAUCCGUGGAAACAUUGACAGAAAUGCUCCAGAGUUACAUUUCAGAAAUUGGGAGGAGUGCCAAGUCGUACUGUGAGCACACAGCCAGGACGCAGCCCACACUGUCGGAUAUUGUUGUCACGCUCGUCGAGAUGGGUUUCAAUGUGGACACUCUCCCUGCUUAUGCAAAACGGUCCCAGAGGAUGGUCAUCACUGCCCCUCCUGUGACCAAUCAGCCAGUGACACCGAAGGCCCUCACCGCAGGGCAGAACCGACCCCACCCGCCACACAUCCCCAGCCAUUUUCCUGAGUUCCCUGAUCCCCACACCUACAUCAAAACUCCGACGUACCGAGAGCCCGUGUCAGACUACCAGGUCCUGCGGGAGAAGGCUGCAUCCCAGCGGCGCGACGUGGAGCGAGCACUCACCCGUUUCAUGGCCAAGACCGGCGAGACCCAGAGCCUUUUCAAAGAUGACGUCAGCACAUUUCCACUGAUUGCUGCCAGACCGUUCACCAUCCCCUACCUGACGGCUCUUCUUCCAUCCGAGCUGGAGAUGCAACAAAUGGAAGAGACGGAUUCCUCGGAGCAGGACGAGCAGACGGACACGGAGAACCUUGCUCUGCAUAUCAGCACGGACGAUUCUGGAGCCGAGAAGGAGAACACCUCUGUCCUACAGCAGAACCCCUCCUUGUCAGGAAGCCGGAAUGGAGAAGAGAAUGUCAUCGAUAACCCCUAUCUGCGACCUGUGAAGAAACCCAAGAUCCGCAGGAAGAAGUCCCUCUCAUGAGCAAGCAAGAAGCCUGGUU
Messenger RNA from Tupaia belangeri chinensis (Chinese tree shrew), 1621 nucleotides. RefSeq names its product TATA-box binding protein associated factor 8 (gene TAF8). Gene Ontology annotation, biological process: transcription initiation at RNA polymerase II promoter. Gene Ontology annotation, molecular function: protein heterodimerization activity. The transcript has 9 exons. Bases 670 to 1602 code for a protein of 310 amino acids. Gene Ontology annotation, cellular component: transcription factor TFIID complex. The record is from RefSeq and is a predicted model, not a curated record. Lineage: Eukaryota; Metazoa; Chordata; Mammalia; Scandentia; Tupaiidae.